This is a messenger RNA of Dufourea novaeangliae, 1016 nucleotides long. It is a transcript of the gene RpII33, whose product is annotated as DNA-directed RNA polymerase II subunit RPB3. Gene Ontology annotation, molecular function: DNA-directed RNA polymerase activity; protein dimerization activity. The record is from RefSeq and is a predicted model, not a curated record. Gene Ontology annotation, biological process: DNA-templated transcription. The transcript is spliced from 5 exons. Gene Ontology annotation, cellular component: RNA polymerase II, core complex. Bases 133 to 963 code for a protein of 276 amino acids. Lineage: Eukaryota; Metazoa; Arthropoda; Insecta; Hymenoptera; Halictidae.
CUACCGAAUACUAGCGAAUUCCUUAUAAACAUCAACAAGUAUUUUUUGACGUAUCGUUCGACAGAUUUAAAACGAGAAUAUUUGCUAUUAAAAAAUAUUUGUCCAUUUGUUUAACGUAAGGCAUUGAACGAAAUGCCGUACGCUAAUCAACCAUCGGUCCAUAUCUCGGAUUUAACCGAGGAGAAUGUCAAAUUUCAAGUAGAAGACACCGAAUUAAGCGUAGCGAACAGUAUGAGGCGCGUUUUCAUCGCCGAAACACCUACUAUGGCUAUCGACUGGAUUCAGUUAGAAGCCAAUUCAACGGUUCUAAGCGACGAGUUCCUGGCUCACAGAAUUGGAAUGAUACCUUUAAUUAGCGACGAUGUCGUAGAUAGAAUACAAUAUACAAGGGACUGUCAAUGUAUGGACUUCUGUCCAGAAUGUAGCGUGGAGUUUACCCUUGAUGUAAAAUGCACAGAGGAUCAAACAAGACAUGUAACGACUGCAGACUUUAAGUCCAGUGAUCCAAGAGUACUUCCAGUUACAUCUAGGCACAGAGAAGAUGAUGCCAGUGAAUAUGGAGAAACAGAUGAGAUUUUAAUAGUGAAGCUACGUAAAGGACAAGAGUUGAAACUAAGAGCGUAUGCCAAAAAAGGCUUUGGAAAGGAACAUGCAAAGUGGAACCCAACUGCUGGUGUAAGUUUCGAAUAUGAUCCAGACAAUUGUAUGAGACACACUCUGUUUCCAAAACCUGAUGAAUGGCCAAAAUCCGAAUACAGUGAAUUAGAAGAAGAUCAGUAUGAAGCACCGUUCAAUUGGGAAGCUAAGCCAAACAAGUACUAUUUUAAUGUUGAAAGUAGCGGUGCUUUAAAGCCUGAAAACAUCGUAAUGAUGGGUAUUGCAGCAUUGAAAAAUAAACUGUCUAAUUUGCAGACACAGUUAAGUCAUGAAGUUCAAAGUGAUGCAUUGAGUAUUCAUCACUGAUGAAUGUGUGGUAUUAACAACUUAGAAAUAAAGUCAUUGUCAGCUAUUCUUCU